AUGGAUGACCGUAUCUGGAGUUCUCUUGAACAGUCCGGAUUUCAAUUCUUGGGCGAGCUCAAAGGGCAUUUCUUGACCCCCUGGCAUGUGGCUUGUGCAGUCGAUAGCUUGGGUGAUACAAUUCCUCUGGUGAGGCAGUUAAAGUCUGGAUUGCUGGAGUCUGAAGAAAAGAGGGAGGCGGAACGUCUUUGGCAAUGGUUAACCGACAAUGCUGACCUUCUUAAGAGAGUUCAGGCAAGGCUACUGGCAAAAUCUCAGCGGGUGGAGGCCUUUAUACGAGAGUCUCCUGCAGCGUCUUCGGUGUACGACCAACAGGUCAGUGGCUCAGUCGAGCUGCAGAAGCAGGUGAGCAAAUCGCGUCACAGGUGGCUGGCCAAUGGCAAUGGAACUCCGGCUGAAGCGGAGAAGGCGGCUAAGAAGUUCUGGGGCACCGUUUUGGUCCAGAUUAUGCUGGAGGCCAGCCUUCCGAUCAGCAACAUGAAGGCGGACACUGAAGAGCAGAGGGCAUCGUAUGCGCUCAGGGCUUUGGGCUCACGUCGCUCAAAGACACUGAGAAAUCGUGCUAGAACCUGGAAGAAGGCCCGUGAAUGGAUGCUCAGAGUGAAGAACCGUCCUUUUCCGAAGGAUGUCGGAGACGUGGUCGAUUACAUGACUUUCUUGGAACAAGACGUUGGUACAAAAUCGUGCAUCAGUGAUUUUAUGGCUGCCCUUUCGGUUUUGGAAGACGCUGGUCAGGUUCCGACAAAUCAGCAGCUCUGCAAGAACCGAUUGGUGGUGGCCUCUUCUCAGAGCUUUGGUGCUGAGGUCUUGGAAGGCAAGACGGCUAAGACCCAAGCUCCACCUUUGACUGUGGCAAUGCUGCUAUCUCUUGAGAUGUACGAUGUUUCGAGUUCAAAUCCGAAGUAUGCCCGUUUCCUGGCAUGGACAUGCUUGGUUACAGUCUGGGCGUGCAUGCGCAUUUCUGACUUGCAGGGUGUGGAUGUCUCGAGGAUCCUGCUUUUCAGUAGUGGGCUUAAAGGCUUCUUGGUUCGUACAAAGACGACGGGCCCGGAUAAGAAGGUUCUGGAAGUCCCGUUUUUCAUUCGAAGGGAUGCCAACCUAACAGGUCACGAUUGGCUUUCGAAGGGCUAUGAUCUACUGCGAUCUUUUGGUCAGCUGGAGAGGCGUUUUCUGGUAUGGCAAGCGUCGGAUGACAUGCAGGAACCUCUUUACAAGUACGCGCGCCCGGAGGUUAUAUCGAGCUACUUUCGCCUGAUCUGGCAGAAGCUUCAAACACCCUUCAGGAAGGUGGGGGAGAACAAGUGGAAGCUGGCAGGCGGCACUUGCCUGGUGGGCGGAGCACCGGGCUAUGACGAGGAGGAACUCUUCUCACAACUGGCUGGCUGGCUCGAACAACGGGGUACCGGACUUCCUCCAGAGCCGCCAGAAAUCGUGCUCCGGAGCCAGAACACGGCGGCAGCCUCGUCCAGCUCAGGUGAUUCCUCCUCCACUGAUGUGGGAGAGGCCGAGUAG
This is a messenger RNA of Symbiodinium pilosum, 1512 nucleotides long. NCBI's taxonomy places the organism in Eukaryota, Dinophyceae, Suessiales, Symbiodiniaceae. The record is from the annotation of a GenBank genome assembly.